This is a messenger RNA of Paramisgurnus dabryanus, 1933 nucleotides long. Its product is annotated as guanine nucleotide-binding protein subunit alpha-13-like. Gene Ontology annotation, molecular function: GTPase activity; G-protein beta/gamma-subunit complex binding; D5 dopamine receptor binding. NCBI's taxonomy places the organism in Eukaryota, Metazoa, Chordata, Actinopteri, Cypriniformes, Cobitidae. Gene Ontology annotation, cellular component: brush border membrane; heterotrimeric G-protein complex; cytoplasm. Gene Ontology annotation, biological process: Rho protein signal transduction; adenylate cyclase-activating G protein-coupled receptor signaling pathway. The record is from RefSeq and is a predicted model, not a curated record.
AUGGUGGAUUUCCUGCCCUCCCGCAAUGCAAGAUUUACUAUUCCCAAUUGUCUCCUCUCGCAUAGCGAAGUCGAUCAAAUCAGAAAGUCUAAGGAGAUCGAUGAAAGCCUUUCUCGCGAGAAGACCUUUGCGGAGAAAAAGGUGAUAUUGUUGUUAGGAGCUGGCGAAAGUGGCAAGUCAACUUUCCUCAAACAAAUGCGCAUAAUUCAUGGACAGGACUUCGAUCAGCGGGCCAAAGAAGAGUUCCGGGAUACGAUCUACAGCAAUGUUAUCAAAGGUAUCCGGGUACUUGUGGAUGCCCGUGAGAAACUUCAUAUUCCUUGGGGAGACCCCGAUAACCUGGUCCAUGGGGAGACGGUUAUGGCUUUUGACACCAGCUCAUCUAUGAUGGCCAAAGGGAUGGUGGAGACCAAAGUCUUUAUGAACUUCUUGCCCUCCAUCCGUGCCCUGUGGCAAGACAGCGGUAUUCAGAAUGCUUAUGACAGACGGCGAGAGUUUCAGCUGGGUGAACCUGUGAAAUACUUUCUGGACAAUGUGGAUAAACUUGGAGAACUGGAUUACUUGCCCACCCAAAAAGAUAUACUUCUGGCACGGAAGCCCACCAAGGGUAUCUAUGAGUAUGACUUUGAGACCGAGAAUGUUCCUUUCAAGAUGGUAGAUUUGGGAGGGCAGCGGUCGGAGCGUAAGCGAUGGUUUGAGUGCUUUUACGGCAUAACCUCCAUCCUCUUCCUAGUCUCAUCCAGCGAGUACGAUCAGGUGCUUAUGGAGGAUCGGCAGACCAACAGGCUUUCUGAGUCGCUCAACAUCUUCGAGACGAUCGUCAACCAUCGUGUCUUCGCCGACGUCUCCAUCAUCCUUUUUCUCAAUAAGACAGACUUGCUGGAAGAGAAAGUUGAGAAAGUAAGCAUCAAGGACUAUUUCCCGGAGUUCACCGGGGAUCCCCACAAACUCCUGGAUGUGCAGACGUUCCUGGUGGAGUGCUUUCGUAACAAGUGCCAGGCGCACUGGCGGGAACUUCCUUACCAUCACUUCACCACUGCCAUUAACACAGAGAACAUUCGCCUUGUCUUCCGUGAUGUCAAAGACACCAUCUUAUAUGACAAUCUUAAUUCAUAUCACCACUGUAUUGGAUACUAGCACUAAAUUUCUUAAAGCCACUCUUGAAUUAGAUUUUAGAUUAUGUUUCAAAAUGAUGUACUUACCCAGAGCGUCUAUUCUAAAUCGAUUAGCAAGCCAAGCAACAAUGUCUUCUCCUGAAGGAUCAAGAUAUACAAUAAACAUUUUAGUGACAGUACAUGCAUAACACUUAAGCGCAAUAAAAACCCUUAUCAGUGGGUGGGAAGGCUGGCCUUUAUAUUGAAUGUGCCCACCUACAGACACCACACAGAGAAAUAUGGGAAGAGAAGUCACCUGACUGGCGAUCAAUAAUAUCAUACUAAUAUCAGGAAAUAUGAAACAUAAUAAGAAACUAUUUUAAAGACAGAGGAUUAAAAAAAAUUAAAAAAAACAGUGGAUUAAAAGGGAUAACGGAGGAAAAUAUUAAGCAUAGAGAAGCAAAACAGCUGAUGUAUUAAUCAAGCAAAUAUUCCACUAUCCACUGUGUAAAACCUUCAUGUUUACAUAUUUGUUUAAUAGAUGCUAUCUGUCUGUCUAUCUAUCACUAGAUAUAAUCAUAAGCGCAUUCUCAAAAUAGGUUUCACACAAUUUCUUGGUACACCACUGUGGGUCCUGCUGAGGUUCUUUUAGGAGACUAAUGAGAAGAACACAGCAGGGAUGAAUGUGGGGGGCUUCAUUAGUGAGAAUGGUCGGCGGGCCAGCUAACCUGAGGAGCAUAUCAUAUAUACAUUCAAUGAAUUUUUUAAGAAAUCUUUUCAUUAUAUCAAUGAUAUAGAAGGCUUUGCACCAAUAAAGUUAAAGCGCUGUAUUUAAUUAA